CAAAGGGAAAAAUAUUCCACGUUCGCUAGACGCGGAAGCCUACAGCUUUCACUAUUAUCUCGUCUUCGAGAUUGGCUAUACCUCUAAGACAUAUCUUGGGAAUCGCGAUUCACAUGACACAAAAACGCGAUUGAUGCCAAUCUAUCAGUCAAACUAUAUACGAGUCCAAUUUGACGCGACGGCCUCAUACUGGAGCCUCGGCGUUUCCCCUCUACCCUCUUCACCUAACCCAUACCUUCCUUGACCAUGUCACAGGUCACCAGCUCAAGUGUCUCGACGGGGCCGGGUCACCCUCCACAACCUCAAAGUCAACCCGGUAGCCAGACCCUACCGACGACCAGUUAUUCCGGCAACAAUUCGCAAGAUACUACCGCCUCUAACACCACCGAUCGCAUCUUCACCCCACCCGAAAGCGACAGCGAAGGUAGCAAUGGGGUUCAAAAUGGCCAUGCAUCAAGUCAAGAAUCCCAAUCUCAGCUUCAGCUUUUACAGCUAUCACAGCUUGCUGCAGCACAGCAAAAGAUCAACGAAAUAGAUGGGACGCCAAUAAAUGGUCAAUCCAAGAAGAGGAUGGCUGACGGCGUGGUUAAGCACACCAGAAACAGCUCAAGUGUAUCACCAGUCCGCGUCGGUCAUUCUAGAAAUACAAGUACUGUGAGCGUGGCAUCUACUGCUGGUAGUCGCAUUGGAGAGCUAUCUGCUGAGCUCAGAACAAAGCUGUCUUACGCCAUGGUCAAGGUUAACAAUGGCUGGCAAGGACAUUCUAUUGACGAGGUCGAGUCGCUCGCGUCGCAAGCUGCUUCUCCCACCUCUAGCACUUCGACGUUACAUGGCAGACACGGCGCGUCUGCGAGCCCGCGGAUUCCUAUUGCUCCUACACGACAUAGAGCUUCAAGCAAUGUUACUAGUCCUACAUUCCACCACCCUUCUCAAGGCCGCACUUACGAAUCAUUCUGGAGAGAGGGCAACAUGAAAGGGUCCACCGCGACAUCGCCCAUCUCCCAAGUGCCAACAUUAGCCCCGCCUGCCCCUAUACAACCGCGUCAGCCUGGCCAGGUUCACCCCAGACGUAGCUCCAACGCAAGAUUUGCACCGGCCUACCUAUCGCAUCAUGCUUCCCCUCACACUCCAGCUCAGCCGAGUCCAUUACAAAGCACACCGGGCCAGGCGAAUAUCAGAACGCCUAACGUAGACCCCAUACUCUUUUCUCCACACCAAAACGUACGAGAGCAAGAAGCGUUGGAGACGUUGAUGUUUAUGAGCAGCCCUGGAAACUCUGCUAAUGUCAAGCACACGUUUCCUUCGUCUCUCCCUCCGUCGCAGUCGUCGCAGCCAGCGCAAGGUCGGAGUAGCGGACGAACAGCCCUUCCGACUUCACGAUUAGGUUCUGGAGUUGAGAGUAGCAGUCAAGGACGGAAGAGCUUGCCGACAGCGCGACCGCAAACGCAAACGCAAACGCAAACGCACCACGCGCCUCAGGUUAAACGUGUGGGGUUCGAGAAAUCUCCAGGGAAUUAUGGUGGGAUGGAUAUUGACGACCCGCACGGAUCUCCGUAUAACAGGGGUACGCCACGUCGCCGAACGAACGGAUCAGCUCCGAGGCCAUCUCUUUCUAUCCCCGCAGGCCUAGGCGGAUCGUCUCGGCCAAGAACUGCGCUACGUGGCGACGACAUAGAACGGAUGCUCGACCGUGUGGCGGCAGAUGAUAGCUCGGAUUCGGAGGGAGAGAUCCAUCUCCCCCCAAGCCGAAGAGCAAACGGCCCUCCCGUUGGUGUCUGAUGUAAAAAUUCCCUUGGCAUCAUUACCGCCGUACAUGGUGACAAGAGUUCGACCUUUUUCUAUCAGUUGUCUCGCGUAUAUAUCAUUUCCCGGAACCUACCGUCUUAGG
Annulohypoxylon truncatum is the source of this 1888-nucleotide messenger RNA. RefSeq lists its product as uncharacterized. Gene Ontology annotation, molecular function: transcription coregulator activity. Lineage: Eukaryota; Fungi; Ascomycota; Sordariomycetes; Xylariales; Hypoxylaceae. Gene Ontology annotation, cellular component: cytoplasm; SBF transcription complex. The record is from RefSeq and is a predicted model, not a curated record. Bases 247 to 1779 code for a protein of 510 amino acids. The transcript has 2 exons.